This is a messenger RNA of Cimex lectularius (bed bug), 887 nucleotides long. RefSeq lists its product as uncharacterized. The transcript is spliced from 4 exons. The record is from RefSeq and is a predicted model, not a curated record. Lineage: Eukaryota; Metazoa; Arthropoda; Insecta; Hemiptera; Cimicidae. The coding region runs from base 108 to 812 and encodes 234 amino acids.
AUGUUUUAAUUAAUCUUGUCAGCUGACUAAAUUGUAUAUUAUUGUAAAUAGCUUCAAAUUGUAUUAUAAAAUUGUGAGUUAAUAUUUGAAGUUUAAAUCAUCGAAGGAUGCGUCUCUCAAAAUUAAAAGAAUGGGCUUACACACCUAGCUCUAUAAUGGAAAGCAAUGAUAAUGUAGACACAGGAAGAUAUGAGUUUUUGAAACAGGUCAACUGGUACAGCAAUCCUGUAGUUAAAGUCUCAAACUGGGAAUAUCCUCUCUUAUCAUUGCCUUACGACAAUAUUACACAAAAUCAAAAGAUAUCACAAUAUAAUAGACUUGGUUUUUCUAAUGAGGACAACCUAAUAUCAGUAUCCAGGGAGGCACAGAUGCAAGUGUUUGAAAAUACUGUGAAACAACCAAAACACAAAUAUUGUCCUAUGUUGAAUUUAAUUACAUACCCAACAACUAUGAGUGCCAGAAGAGAAGAAAUAAGACGGCUAAACAAUCUUAUCUGUGACAAUUUGUGUACAAACCUUGUAGAUUACAGAUCAACAACACACACUGAUUACCCAACUCCCUAUCCUUUCAUAGGCAAGCAUUAUCCAAGGGAAGAGUGUCUGAAGGUAGAGAAGAAAUAUGGAAGAACGACUAUGCAUCCAUGUACAGCAAUAGUGAAACCAGGAUAUAACAAAUUCAUGGAUGAAGAACCAGAUGAUUAUUAUGCAUUAAAAAAACAGCCUCGAUCCAUUCUUCCAUAUAACUUACAUUUUCCACCAGAAGAGACAUGGAAACGGAUAAGACAAGACCGGCACCGGCUAGCCCCACUUUGAAAGAUCCAGACAUUUUAAGAGGUCAUGCCCACAAUCUAUAAAGUUAAAAAAUAAAUUAAAAACUUUAAAUUUUUA